GUUCAGUGACUUGAUCCUGGUAGUUUAAAUACCCAGAAGGAGGAACAAGAUAGAGAGGAAGAUGGCCACGAUGAACGUGGCAGUGAAUGUACCUGCCUAUGCAAGGCAGCCAAACCGCCAUGAGGUGCUGGCCUGGCUCAACUCGACUUUACAGGCAGGCUUCGCCGGGUUGGAUCAUGUAUACACAGGCGCCGCCUUUUGCCAGCUCAUCGACUGCCUGUUUCCUGAAACCCUGGACCUCUCAAGCGUCCGAUUCGAAAGCAAUGAAAAGGUGGACUCUCUCCACAACUACAGUUUACUGCAAACUGCAUUCAGAAAAGUUGCAGUAUUACGAUACAUCCCUGUUGAACCGCUGAUGGCAAGGAACGUAUCGGUCACUCUGCAAUUCCUGAACUGGUUUUACCUUUUCUUUAAGAAGAACAUGAGUGAGACCAGGGAGUACAAUGCCUUUGAGGCCAGAGGUGGAAAGAAUAUUGUUCCUCCUCGCACAGAGAGUGAGGAGGAGAACGAGGUCAGAAGAGUGGCAAAAGAAAAAAAAAGAAAUUUGAAAUCUGAGGCGGAUGCGAAAGCGGGGCAGGAGACAAAGGAAAGGAACAAAAUCAAGAAACAAAAGGAGGAGCAAGCCGAUGAAGAAAGUCAUGAAACCUUUUUGCUCUUCAUCAAAAGAUACUGCAGUGACACGAGUGCAGACCCUUCUGUUUCUGCCUUCUUAAGUCCGACCCACUGCGCGGACGUCAUUAAAGCCUGCUACUCCCUGCCAUACUGCCUCUACCUGUAUAUGGACGUGGAGCUGGGCUUAGAAAAGAACACAAGUGUCCUCCUGGUGGGAUAUUUCGACCAAAACUCAGGUGUCAGUGUGGUAAAGCCGCUGCUCACGCUGCAGCUGAGCGGCUGCUAUGCUGACCCUCAGUACUCAGAGGACGCAGGCAUACACACUGUGCACACACACGCUGAAACUGAUGCAAGCCUUCUAAUCAAAGAGCUGAAGAGGAAUGAUCUUUGGCUGCCCAACGCCGCUGUGUUUUACUGUAACGCUCCGAACCUGAGGGUGAGCAACGUGUUUCUAUCACACCUCCAGCCUUUCAACCAAAAUAUCAUAUCGCUCUGCGGCCUCCCCGGGAUGACGUCACGCGCCUGCCAGGCCGGACUCUUGUCUUCCUUUAGUUGCGUGGUUGACCUCAUUAGAGACAUCCACUACCACUACUACACCUGCCCCUCCGUCAGUGACAGUGUGAAAGGCCUAUUUGCUGAUGAGAAGUACUACAACCCCUCCCUUCCCAUCGCUGCACAGUGUCUGUUCAUCAUCCACGCUUGUCAGAAGAUGGCCGACUGCUGGAGGCUUUUAGUGGAGUAUUUUAAGUCAUUGAAUCAAGUAGAGGACUCCAACCGUAUCAGAGCCCAGCUGUUGGAUUAUAAAAUCCGCCUGCGCAUCAUUUUCCUCGCCCAAAAUUUGGAGCCCAUCCGAGCCCUUCAAGAGUUGCAGGCCUCCAGCAACGCAUGCGUGACCGUGGAGCUCCAGCUGACCUCCAUGGCGAUGCACUCGUUUGCGUCCAGUCUGCUCCGGCCCUCCGCCAUAGAGAAUUUUCUCAACAAGCGAAACGUGAGUCACCUCCAAACCAGCUCGGACCUGCUCCUUGUCAAAGACGUGCGCGUUGGUUCUAGUGCCAGAGACUUUCUGUGGGCCAGCGCUGUCGUGGAUCUGGGGGAAGCGGACAGGAAGGUAUUCCGGAGCGAUGCGAAAGCUUUCUAUAAAGCAGUACUGGAGAGUUUUGCGGAGAGUCUUCCUGAGGAUCUGGGGGAUGUGGCACUGAAGAAUAUGGGCAGGGUGCUGGGACAUUCUGAGGAUAUCAACGGAAAUAAAUUGACCGCAGGAGAGCUCACAGAGUUGGCGGAUCAGCUGGGUCUGUUCAAAGCUGGGGUUAGCGGAAAGAAAAUUCUGGUCAGCAGCUACUUCCAUUUCCUCAAGACCACAAAGAAGGAACAAAGUGUCAGCUGGAAAAAGAUAUUGUACAUGAACAGACAUUUCACGAGUCUGCGUAGACUCUUCCAGUCGAUCCUGGCCCUGCCGAGCUCUCUUCACAGGACACAGGUGUUUGCUAAGAUGUGCAACAAGGCUCUUCCUCAAAGCAAGGAACCCCCCAUAUCCUUAUCUGAAUUGUACGAAAGGCUAGAAAUACCCAACACAUUGAGGAAGCAUCGGAAGAAACCUGUCCAGUCAAAAAAUGACAACAAGAGGAAAGAGGAGUCUUCCUCAGAUGAUGGUGACGGUGCUGUGGCCAAACCACGGUUACAGCUUCCCUCCAAACGCCCCAUCACUAAGGAGGACUCGGAAAAAACAGACAAUUCUUCAGAUGUGGUGGAUGUCACUGAAGAGUCCAAAAUGAGGCCCAGAAACAUGAAGCCAGGAAGUGAAAGUAGUCCAAAGGCAAAGUAUUCAUGCGUUGAGGACAGUAAAAACGAUGAUGAAGACAGCGACUGCAUGAUUUUAACAAGAACACCACCCAAGACUGCAGACUUAACGGAUGUGAUGGGGGAGCUGGUCUGGGGUCUGGUGGAGGGCUUUGCUUCCUGGCCAGCCGUCAUUGUCCCGUCUAAGGAAGAGAAGCAAGAUCCAGAGUGGAGGAUGGUGUCGUGGUACGGACAGAACAUGUCCUCUACGAUGAAGUUUCAGGCUCUGAAACCGUUCGCUUCCUUCGCCCAGCACUUCUCCUCCAACUCCUUCGCCAUCCUCGACACCUACCGAGAAUCCAUCUUCUUGUCUUUGAAGGAGGCAGCCCUGCGUUGUAAGAAGCCGUUUGCUGCGUCUGAUGAGGACCGCGACGAGCUGCUGAAGCAGAUGUUGGACUGGGCCCUCGGAGGGUUUCUGCCCUCGGGACCGGGCGGACUCAAAGCAACGGCAGCCUCAAAUGGUGUAACUAAAACAAACAACAGGCCAAAAGUGACGGCGAAACUCUUCUCGAAGGUCAUCUCCUCUCACACGGCCAUCAGCUCCUCACCCCCGAUAAGCAACAAGAGCAACAUCCUCAGCACUCUGACGAAAGAACUGUCAAUCUGCUUAAACAGACUGCCGCUGGAGAAGUACUCAGUGUACAGACCUGCAAAUGGAAAAACAUUGGAAGAAGGAUUUGAGUUUGCAGGAAAAUCCAACAAUGGAGUUGCGAAAGAGAAGGUGUCCAGAGGAGGAUGGGAUGACUGGAGAGGAAUAUUGGAAAAGGAGAGAGGGAGCAGUAAGGGAGGGAGUAAAGGAGGGAAGGUGCAGAAGAAGAAAUUCAGUCCCUCUGAUGAUCUUGUUGACGAUGAUGUGUCACCGGAUUAUGUGCCCCACAAGACGAGGGACUACGCCAAAACAUACAAUAAAGUCAACCAUCCUUCCAGCACAUACACACAGCCGAACCAGAAACACAGAGAGAGGGCCAUCCGUAAGAUCAUGGACUUAAAGCUGGAAAUUGAGGGCUUUUGUUUGUGCUGUGGUACUGAAGACGUGGAGAUAUUUCACCCUCUUUUUAAAGGCAGCCUCUGUGUGAAGUGUAAAAAUAACUUAACAGAAACUCUGUAUCGGUACGAUGAAGAUGGAUAUCAGUCCUACUGCACCAUCUGCUGCUACGGAAUGGAGGUCAUAAUGUGUGGCAACGACAGCUGCUGCAGAUCCUAUUGCACGGACUGUAUGGACAUCCUGGUUAGUGCGGGGACGUUUGAUUCGUUGAAGGAGCUGGAUCCGUGGAUCUGCUUCCUGUGUCAGCCUCACCGACCGCACGGUGCUCUGAUUCCCAGAGAGGACUGGAGCAUCCGUGUUCAGGAGUUAUUCGCCAACAACAGUGCCAUGGAGUUUGAGCCUCACCGUGUUUACCCGUCCAUCCCUGCAAACCUGAGGAGACCGAUCAAAGUUCUGUCCCUGUUUGAUGGCAUAGCAACAGGCUACCUGGUGCUGAAGGAUCUCGGCUUCAAAGUAGACGAAUGUUAUGCUUCAGAGAUUUGUGAGGAUUCGAUUGCAGUGACGACCGUCAACCACAACGGGAAGAUCAUCCACGUUGGAGACGCCCGCUUCAUCACCCAGAAACACCUGGAGCAGUGGGGUCCGUUUGAUAUGCUGAUCGGUGGCAGCCCCUGUAACGACCUCUCCAUCGUCAACCAUUUAAGAAAAGGCCUCUAUGAGGGCAGUGGCAGGCUGUUCUUUGAGUACUACCGCAUCCUCCAGCUGCUGAAGCCCAAGGAGGAAGACCCCAGGCCGUUCUUCUGGCUCUUUGAGAAUGUCGUCUUCAUGAACACACAUGACAAAGUCAACAUCUGCCGCUUCCUCGAGUGCAACCCGGUGCUGAUGGAUGCAGUCAAAGUUAGCCCUGCUCACAGAGCACGAUACUUCUGGGGAAACAUCCCGGGGAUGAGCAGGCCCAUCAUAGCGUCCCAGAACGACAAGCUGAUUCUGCAGGACUGUUUAGAGAUCGGAAGAGAAGCCAGGGUCACCAAGGUGAGGACGAUCACUACCAAUUCAAACUCUCUAAGGCAGGGCAAAGGACCGUCGUCUCUGCUGCCCGUCCUCUACAACGGCAGGGAGGACGGCCUCUGGAUCACUGAACUGGAAAAGAUCUUUGGUUUCCCCAAACAUUACACGGACGUGAGGAACAUGACCCGGCAGCAGAGGCAGAAGGUGUUGGGGAAGUCGUGGAGCGUGCCCGUCAUCCGCCACCUCUUCGCUCCCCUCAAGGAAUAUUUUGCCUGUGAGAAGCUGCCUCCUCUGACCAUGUCCUCCAUCUCCUCCAUCUCCUCCACAUCCUCCACCUCCCCAUCCUCCCCUGAGUCUCCAGAGAUGAUGCAACUCAGAUAGUUAGUUAUGUUUGUGUGGAGGAUUUCCGCCACUAGGUGCUUUACAAGAAAUGGUUGAGCUGAAAUGAACUAUGCAGUCUUCUACUAAUUUCAAUUUCAGACAGGCUUUUGUGGAUCACUGCCACAAAAAGCUAUUUGUUUCCUUUGCAAUUGAGAAACACAGAUUUUGUGCACAGCUAGCAGUCACUCUGUCCUCCAAAGACACAAAAGAGGGAUGUUUGUGAUCCCUUCAGCUCUGUGCUUUAGUUGGUUAUUAUUUCCCCUGAACUCCUCCACAGGAGUUUAAAGACACUCUCAAUCCUUCCUUAUUCCCUAAAAUGCUCAGUGAUUGUUAACACUGCUACCGACCAGCAACACAUCUCAGCUUGGAAUGGUAAAAGAAGCCGAGACCGGCCUCUGGUUAGUUUCGUGCAAAAGAGUUUUGCAGGAGGAAAGAAAGUCAAUCAAUGACAUACAGGUGCUGAUUAUGUAAUCCAAAUGUGGCAUAAACCCUUGAGACUUUUAAGCAUUUUCAAGUAGAUAACAAAUGAUGUUCACAUGUUUAAAAAGGAAGAUAUUUUUGGUCUGUGAAUAUUCAAUUAUUUUUGUGUGUAUCAUGUUAUACUGAGAGCUGCCUCCUUUCUUUACUGUUAUAUAUAUCAUGUUGGUUGUUUACAGGAGAAAAACUUGCAAUAUAUUUUCAUUAGAUCAACAUCUACUGUAGUUUCAUAUAGUUUAUAUUCUGCAGCAAGCUUGGUCGUUAUACCAAAAUUAACCAAAUUGUCGGUAUCGAUGAGAAGAAACCAGGUUUUUGUGGCUUAUUUUCCACAGUAUAGACACGGAUCCUGUUUUUAAUGAAUUUCCAUAAUGUUUUCAUCCCUUUUGUUCUCUCUUUUACUGUUUUAGGGAAGUGGAAAGUAAUUAAUUGUAACGUUUACAUGUGUUUUUUAAAGGUUGCAUUGAUUUUCAGUAUUAUGUUUUACUUUAGAGAAACAAAAUGUUAUUUUUAAUGAGCCACAAAACUCAUCACAUAUUUGAUCCUUCAGUGUUAAUGGGGAGACGAUCCGAGUCCAAAAGGAUCUAUUUUUUUCAACCAGCUGCUUAUUUGUUAUUAAAUAGAGUUUCUUAUUCUUCAGGAGCACAGGAAGCAAAACAUUCAUUACCAGAUUUUUGUUUUGUUUCAACAGAACAUAAGUUGUAUUCGACAAUAGUGUUUACUGCAUUGAAUCGACUAAUUGUCACAAAAUGUUUAUAUUUACUGCUUUUUUUUUUCUGACAAAGUGUUUGUGAGGAUGCUGCACCACUGAGGCAUGUGGCCUUAUUGACCGAUGAUUGUAAAGAAAACUACUAGUCUUUUUCUGACUGAAGACUGGAUCAUAGGAGAAUGUUUUUGAAAAGUGUUUUUUAUUUGAAUGAAAGUGGGCUGUACUCUAUUUUUGCACAGAACACCAGAGGGCUGCAUUGAGAGGUACACAGGGUUACAUGUUCAUGUUUAAAUGUGGGUAGAGUACACUACCAGAUAUUUUUAUUGUUAAGGGAAAUAAUGUAUAUUUUGCAAAGUCAUUGUUUGAAAAUAAGGAUUCAUUUUACUUGGGACUUGACAAGACAAAUAAAAGAAAAAAAUUGCAAAAUGA
Messenger RNA from Gymnodraco acuticeps, 6434 nucleotides. RefSeq lists its product as uncharacterized. Bases 62 to 4822 code for a protein of 1586 amino acids. Gene Ontology annotation, biological process: negative regulation of transcription by RNA polymerase II. The record is from RefSeq and is a predicted model, not a curated record. Gene Ontology annotation, cellular component: nucleus. The transcript is spliced from 26 exons. Gene Ontology annotation, molecular function: DNA binding; DNA (cytosine-5-)-methyltransferase activity, acting on CpG substrates; protein binding. Lineage: Eukaryota; Metazoa; Chordata; Actinopteri; Perciformes; Bathydraconidae.